Messenger RNA from Bipolaris victoriae FI3, 1227 nucleotides. RefSeq lists its product as hypothetical. The record is from RefSeq and is a predicted model, not a curated record. The transcript has 4 exons. The coding region runs from base 1 to 1227 and encodes 408 amino acids. Lineage: Eukaryota; Fungi; Ascomycota; Dothideomycetes; Pleosporales; Pleosporaceae.
AUGAGCAACAAUAAUGCUUUGCCUCCAGGCUAUAAGGCUUGGGGUCCAUUCAUACCCGACGACUACGUUAUACAUCCAGUAAGCCGGUCGGAUAUUAUUUUAGCGAGUGCGGCGUUCGGUAUUGCCAACAUCUUUGGACUCUCCGCGGCUUUCAUUGGUUUCAGGCAGACGAGAGCGUCCCGGCAGCCGUGGAGAAAUGCAUAUAUCUGGAUGAUAUGGCUUGAAUUGGCUGCUUCUGUGGUCCUUUCCGUAGUGUGCCUGCUGUUCUUACUAAGGAUCAUACGGCCCAGUUUUUACAUGUACAUGGGCAUCUGCAAGUAUGGCACAGCUUGUCUAGUGGUUUGUUGGGUGGUUCAGAUUCAAGUAUUGCCGCAAAUCAUCGUCAAUCGAAUUCGUGUAGUUUUACCAGAUCGACAACGAGGAAGACACCUAGCCAUAGGAACUGCAGUCGUUGUCACUUUGAUUAACAUUAGCGUCUUUUGCGUGUGGAUGCCCGCACGUCUUCAGAUCAGUCAAAGAUGGGUCCGCGUCAACUCUAUUUGGGAUCGAAUUGAGAAAGUCCUUUUCCUGCUCUUGGACGCGUACCUAAACUGGUACUUCAUCAAGACCGUCCAAUCCGAGCUCGUAAGGAAUGGCCUGAGCAAGUACAACCGCCUAGUCCGCUUCAACAAGCGCAUCAUCAUAGUCUCACUCUUAUUCGACGUCAUGAUCAUUGCAGCAAUGAGCAUCCCCAACGGGUUCGUCUACGCCAUAUUUCAUCCACUGGCAUACCUAGCCAAACUCAACAUCGAAAUGUCAAUGGCCCACCUCAUCCGAACCAUUGCCCUAGCCACCCCACACAACCAAAACCGCAUGUCCUUCACAGCUUCUAAAUCUUCAAUCCAAACAAGCCCCUUCACCACGGACAUCUUCGCCGAAGUCCCCAUGCCACGCCGCAUGCUCAUCCGAGGCCUCUUCAGCCGCAAUCAACACGGCAUGUUACAGAAAGAUGCACGUCGUAGGCGGUCCCGAUAUGACUCUACGCAAUCUGCAGGCGCGCCGGAUGUGGAUUUGCAGUCUCUGGAGCCGCGGUCUAGCAAGAAUGAUAUGCCUAUUACGGGCGAUAGUGUGGAUAAUAUCACGUGCACUGAAGAUCUGCGGCAUGUGCUCGACGCUGAAGAUAGGCCGCAGUGUGUUGGCGUGCUGGAUACAGAAGCCCCGCCUUUUCGUGAGAAAGAGGGAGUAUGA